Messenger RNA from Strongyloides ratti, 4041 nucleotides. RefSeq names its product Domain of unknown function DUF4211 domain-containing protein. The record is from RefSeq and is a predicted model, not a curated record. Gene Ontology annotation, cellular component: nucleus. The transcript has 4 exons. Bases 1 to 4041 code for a protein of 1346 amino acids. Lineage: Eukaryota; Metazoa; Nematoda; Chromadorea; Rhabditida; Strongyloididae.
AUGGAGCAAAGAAAUCUAGGGACAUCAGUUCCGUCAACUUUUACUCCAAAUACUAACAAUUAUAAUGUUCUAAAAAAUGGAUUUAAUAAAACACCAAUAAAUUUUCAUAACAAUUUUUCUAAUCUUCAUUCAACAAAUGAUAUGUUGUUAAUGUCAUUACAGCAACAAUUAAAUGAACUUUCAAAUACUAAUGUGCCUUCAGCUGUUGAUAUACAUAAUUCAUCAAAAUUAAUAUUACAAAAUGAUUUACAUUCAUCACCACAAUAUACUACAAAAACAUCAUGGAAUGAUAUACCAAAAGAUAAAUGGAAUGUACAAAAAAAUUUAGAAUGUCAAAAACAACAUAUUAAUUAUAACAAUACUUUUAACACAAAUUUAUCUAGUCCUAAUCUUCUUAUUAACGCAAAAAUUAAUGAUAAUAGGUCGCCAAUUGAAACACCGCCAUUUUCUAUGACACCUCAUAAUAUUGUACAAAAUGGAAAUACUACAUUUCAAAAUUCACCAAAUGUUAAUUCACUAUAUAAUGUUAGGCAACAACCAAUAAAAAGAAGUAAUAUUAAUUCAAAUAUAUGGUCUCCAUAUAAUAAUUUAAAUAUUAAAACACCAAUGAUGAAAUCAUCAAAUAAUAUAAUUAAUGAAAUAUCCAAUCAAUCUAUUAAUUCACCUACAAAUAAUAUUUCUCAUGAUAUUUCUUCAAUACACAAUCAAAAAACAUUAAAUCAAAAUAAAAAAUUUAAUAUUAAUAAUAGUAAUGAUUUUUCACAACAUUGUUAUAAUAUGAAUCAACUUCAAAUAAAUAAUAAUGAAACAACUAUUGAUGAUAAUACAUCACCAUCAUCAUCAUCAACAUCAUCAUGGGGAAAUAUUGAAAGAAAUAAUUUUGGUGGAUAUUCAUUAAAAACAUUGCAAAUACCAAAUAAUGAUAAUAAUAUGUUUCAAAAAAUAUCUGAUACCAUAAAUAGUAAUAAAAUUAAUUUUGAAAAUUCAAUAUCAUCACAAUAUAACAAUCAAAAAGAUAUAUUUAAUAAUACUACUAAUGAUAUUAAUAAUACAAUAACAAAUUUUUCUUCAACAAUGAAUGAUAUAAAAAAAUCAAAUAAUAUUUUAGAAAAUUUAGGUGAACAACAAGAACAACUUUCUAUAAUUGAUAAUAAAAAAUUUGAUCAUAUUAACGAUUUGGCUGAUGUAGAUAAAGAAUUUGAACAAAUAUUAUCAAGUGUUGCAAGAAAAGAAUCAACUUCUGCAAAUAAUAAUAUCAAGGAGUAUAGUAAAUUUUCUAAUACUUCAUCAAAUAUUCCUAAAAAUAAUGAAUUGAAUAAUAGUAAUAAUUCAUUAAAUAUCAAUAAAGAAUCUAAAGUGCCUAUUGUAGAUUUAACUUUUUUGGCUCCAUUACCAUUAAAUAAUACUAUUGUAUUAACAGAAUUCCCUUCAACAUCUUCCUCAAAAUCUUCUGAAAAUAAAUUUGGAUUAUCAGGAACAAUUAAUUUUACACCACCUGGUUCACCAACAAUAACAGAUAAAAAUGAUUCAUAUAACUCAUUUUUUGUUCCAUUUUCUUCAUCAAGUGGAAAUAAUUAUUUAAAUACUAAUAUAAAUAAUAUUACUUCUUCAUCAUCAAUAAUUUCACAAGAAAAUUUAAAUAAAUCAAAUGAAGGAAUUUCUACUAUAUCAACACAAUCUAUAUUAUCAAAUAAUAUUAAGAAUAAAAUUAAAAAUAAGGAUAUUAAUAAGGGUACAGUCAAAAAAUCAUUAAAUUGUCGAACAAAAAAAACAAAAGAUUUAGAGAAUGAUGAUAUAAAUAUAUUAUUAGACAAAGAACAAAAAGAAAAAGAAGAAAAAGAAUUUUUAGAUUCAUUAUUAUUUAUGCCUAAUAAGAAUAAUAGAAAUAAUUGUAAUGUAGUCCCAAUAUAUAAACAAAAAUCUAAACCAUGUUAUGCUGAAGCAUCAACAUUAAUGAAAGAAGAUUUAUUAAAAGGAAAAAAUGCUGUAGAUGAGUAUGAUUUUGUUGAUGAUGAACCAGAAGAAAUUUUACCUAAAACAGUUAUAUCAUGUGAUGAUGAUUCUGAAGAUGAUACAAAUAAUUUAUCAUCAAAAAAUAAACAACAUGGUGAAGAAAAAAAUUGUAAUAGUAAUGAUAAUGAAAGUAAUUCUAAUAUAAAUCAAAAAAGUCGCAAAUAUAAUGAAAAAGCACAAAAUAAUAAUAAAGAUAAAAUACAACAAUCAAAUGGUAUAUCAUUAUUAAGAAUAUUAAAAGAAAGAAAAAUUAAUGAUCAUCACAAAAUAUUAACUAAUAAUAAUUUUAUAAAGCAUGAAAUAUGUUUUAAAGAACAUGAUAUUAAAUUUGAUAAUAACAAAAUUGAUGAAAUAAAGGAUGAAAUAAAUAAUGAAAAUACAACAUUAUUUAACAAUAAUGAAAUUGAUGUUAUAAGAAUAAGUAAUAAUAAUGAAAAGAAAAAUAAUAUUAUUGGAGAAAAAAAUAUAUGUAUACCACCAUUAAAAGUAUUAUCAAUGUUGGCAGUAGAUAAAAAAUCACCCUCAAUAGAUGAAAAUAUAAUGCCAGCUAUACCAAAAUUAAGAAUUAAAAUAUUUAAACAAGAAAAAAUAAUUUCCAAAGAUAAUGAUAUUAAUAAUAGUAAUAAUAAAAAGAAAAAAAAAAGAAAAUUAGAUAAAGAUGAAGAUUAUAUUUAUGAUACAAAAAAUUCUAAAAAGAAAAAAAGAAAAAGGGUAAAUGAUGAUGAUUGUGGUUAUAGUAAUGAAUCAACAAAUUAUAAAGCGCAAAUCAUUAUGUUUGAGGAACAUGGUUAUAUUGAAUAUGGUAAAAAAGAUAGUUUAACUGUUGAUGAAUGGAAUUCAAGAGAUAAAACAAAUUAUACACGUUUUAAUGAUAAAAAAAUUGAUAAAAAUACAAAUAUUUUAAUGAAAAUUAAACAUAUUGCUCCAAGUACAUAUAUAAGUGAAAGAUUAAAAAUGUUUGAAGAAGCUUCAGAAGGUAUUGGUAAAGGAACAUUUUUAAUACAUAAAUCAGAUUUAUCAAAAGAUGAUAUACCAUUAUGGAAAGUUGAUAGUCAAAAUUUAUUGCAAAAAUUUCCAGCCUUAAAAGAUAAUAAUAAGAAUAGAACAUAUAUGUAUAAGAGUAGCUCAACAUACUCUGGAUGGUGUGAUCAAUUAAUUAAUGAAUAUAUGAUAAUUAAUGUAAAUGUUGUUAAACAAUCAAGGUCAGAAUGUAUAGUAGAGUUACCAUUACCUAUAAAUGAUUUAUUUCCAGUUAUGUCAACUAUUGACAUUAAAGAUAUUAAUAUUUUUAAAGAUAGUAAAAUUUCUAAAGAUAUAUCAUCAAAUAAUGAGGAAAAUAAAUUAAUAUUAUCAAAAGAUGAUAAAGUUGUUGAAAAUAUGUUAAUAUAUAUAGAAGCAUUAUUAAAUCAUGCUAUAUCAAAUACAUUUUUAGAUAAAGUAAAGCAAGGAAAUGAUUGGAAUUUUUUACUAGCAAUUAAUGAAAUUGAUAGAAUUAAUAAUGAGGCAAAAGAACGUGUUAAACAACGUGUUAAAUGGACAGAAAAAAUUGAAAUAACAAUUAAUGAAUUUUUAUAUUGUUCUAUUAUUGAUGGUAUAAUAUUUAAUUAUAAUAAAAAGGAUGGAAAAAAUCAUUGUAAUAAUGUAAAUAUACAAUGUCAAGCAUGUGGAAUGAGGAGUAGUGAAAAAAUAAUACAAUUUUUUGAAAAAUGUAUUUAUAAUAAAGAAACAUUAGAAAUUGAAAUUGAUAAAAAUAUUAAUGAAAAAGAUGAUGUAGAAGAAUUAUCUGCAAUAGAUUUUCAUAUUUGUGAGAUGUGUGCAGAUUUAGGAGAAAUAUACCAUCGUCUAACACAUAUGAGAUUUUUAACAUUUAUGGUUUGUGAACAAAAGUUAGAAGAAUUAUGCAUGUUAGAUGAAAAUGUCCUACCAUCAAAAGCAAUAUCUAUAUGUUUAAAAGAUUUUAAAUGGCUAAAUGCGAUAAUGUCAGAUUAUUAUGAAAUUUGGAAACGUAUACAAAGAAAUGAUAUAUAA